Nezara viridula (southern green stink bug) is the source of this 1445-nucleotide messenger RNA. The record is from the annotation of a GenBank genome assembly. NCBI's taxonomy places the organism in Eukaryota, Metazoa, Arthropoda, Insecta, Hemiptera, Pentatomidae.
AACAAAUCAGACGUGACCUUUAUAUCUUUAUAUGAACUUCAAAGAACGAGACUUGCUCAUAUUGCUGAUAGCUGAGACGAUAUGCAUCGACAACGACAGACGGUUCUAUGUGACCUCUGUUACUGGACUAUUAGAUAAUAGGUCACUAUAUAACGCUCGGCUAUCUCCAACUCACCAGUUAUGGAGCUGUUUAUUCUGUGUGUGUUGUUUGUGUCUGUCAAGGCUGGAUGGCUAGAGGAGCCUGUUGCUCCUCUAGUGAUGAAACAUGGCUACCCUUUCGAAGAACACGAAAUCGAGACUGAAGAUGGUUACAUCCUGACUUUGCAUAGGAUUCCUCACGGCAAGAACAAUUCUGGACAUGUCGGCCGGCCGGUCUUGCUGCAGCAUGGUAUCCUCUGUAGUUCGGCGUGCUGGCUUGUGUCGGAGCCAGACAAAGGCCUAGGGUUCAUUUUGGCUGAUAGCGGGUAUGAUGUUUGGAUACCCAACAGCAGAGGGAAUACUUACAGCAGGAAGCAUAGAUCUCUAAACCCGGAUAAAGAACCCGAUGCAACCAAGUUCUGGGAUUUUAGCUUUCACGAAAUGGGGUACUACGACUUGCCGGCUUGCAUCGACCACAUUCUUGGUUUGACAAGACACAAAAAGCUCCACUACGUCGGUCAUUCGCAAGGCACAGCCAUAUUCUUCGUCCUCGCCUCCACGAGGCCAGAAUACAACGAAAAGAUUAGACACAUGUCUGCCCUAGCUCCAGUGGCCUUCUUGGACCAUACGAGGGGGACAGUUCGAGCACUGACAUACCUUGUCACUGAACUAGAGAUCAUAGCGAAAGUACUUCAUUUACACGAGUUUUUGGCCGACCAUUGGUACAUCCAUAUGCUGGAGAGAAUUGUCUGCAGAGGUCAUACUUUCACAGAGAAAAUCUGCGACAAUGUCCUCUUUAUAAUUGCUGGUUACGAUUCUCAACAACUGAACAUCACUUUGGUACCGAUAAUCUUGGACUACACUCCGGCGGGAACAUCGAUAAAGCAGUUGGAACAUUUCGCUCAAAUAGCGAGAAGGGGAGAUAAAUUUCAACAGUUUGAUUAUGGCUACGUCGGGAAUUUAGAAAGAUACCAUCAACGUAAUCCACCAGAAUACGACUUGAGCAAAAUCACGACGCCAAUUAUGCUUCACUAUGCUAGCAACGACUGGCUAGCUGGAGUCAAAGACGUUCUGAAGUUGAAAUCAAAAUUACUUGACAGCGAUUCCAGACUGGUGCCAUUCCAUUACUUUAACCACUUGGACUUCAUGUGGGCUACAGAUGUAAAAAAACUAUUGUACGACGACAUGAUAAAGAUCAUGGCAAAAUACUGAAAAACAAAAUCGAACUUACAGAGAAAAAAUUUGGAAUACCUUUCAUUUUUAAUAAUUUCUAUAAUUUAAUAAUUUCGAUUUCUGAAGGAUGUUAU